Pristis pectinata (smalltooth sawfish) is the source of this 1153-nucleotide messenger RNA. RefSeq names its product aminocarboxymuconate semialdehyde decarboxylase (gene acmsd). The transcript is spliced from 10 exons. The coding region runs from base 57 to 1067 and encodes 336 amino acids. Gene Ontology annotation, cellular component: cytosol; cytoplasm. Gene Ontology annotation, biological process: secondary metabolic process. NCBI's taxonomy places the organism in Eukaryota, Metazoa, Chordata, Chondrichthyes, Rhinopristiformes, Pristidae. Gene Ontology annotation, molecular function: hydrolase activity; carboxy-lyase activity. The record is from RefSeq and is a predicted model, not a curated record.
AUUAUUUGCAUCAGGAGAUCAAGUCACACAGCAGUUGAAUUGCUUUCUGUACAGGAAUGAAGAUAGACUUACAUAGUCACAUCUUGCCCAAGGAAUGGCCUAAUCUGAAGCAGAGAUAUGGAUAUGAAGGUUGGGUACAACUUCACCAUCACUGCAAGGGUGAAGCAAAAAUGAUGAAAGAUGAUAACGUCUUCAGAGUUGUACAAGAGAACUGUUGGGAUCCACAAGUACGAAUUCAAGAAAUGGAUCAGUCAGGUGUAACUGUUCAGGUUCUUUCUACUGUUCCUGUUAUGUUCAACUACUGGGCAAAACCCAAGGACACAUUGGACCUGUGCCAUAUUUUGAAUGAUGACCUUGCAGCCACAGUACAUAAACAUUCAAAGAGGUUCACUGGCCUUGGUACUGUGCCCAUGCAAGACCCAGAACUUGCUGUUCAGGAAAUGUAUCGUUGCGUAAAAGAGUUAGGAUUUCCUGGAAUCCAAAUUGGCUCUCAUAUUAAUGACUGGGAUCUGAACUGUCAGGAGCUUUAUCCAGUGUAUGCAGCUGCAGAAGAGUUAAGAUGUGCCAUAUUUGUACACCCUUGGGAUAUGAAGAUGGAUGGGAGGAUGUCGAAAUAUUGGCUUCCAUGGCUCGUAGGUAUGCCUGCUGAAACAACCACUGCAAUUUGUAGCAUGCUGUUUGGUGGUAUCUUUGAAAAAUUUCCCAAGCUGAAAGUCUGUUUUGCCCAUGGAGGUGGUGCCUUCCCUUAUACUAUUGGCAGGAUUGAACAUGGAUUUAAUGUCCGCCCUGAUUUGUGUGCCAUAGACAACAAGAUAAAUCCUCGAAAAUAUCUGGGCCGGUUUUACACAGAUUCAUUAGUGCAUGAUCCACUUGCACUAAAGCUGUUGGUCGAGUUGAUAGGAAAAGAUAAGGUGAUGUUGGGGACAGACUAUCCCUUCCCACUGGGUGAAUUGAAACCUGGAAAUCUUAUUGAAUCUAUGGAAGAAUUCGAUAAUGAACUCAAGGAUAAGCUUCUCGCCAAAAAUGCAUUGGAAUUUCUUGGCCUUGAAAGGAAACAGUUUGAAUGAUGCAUUUUUUAUUAUACUUUGUUUCUCAAUUAAGAAAUGUCUACAUUAUAUGACACACAGCCUGGUCUGGAACUGGCAUGGUGAAU